Saitoella complicata NRRL Y-17804 is the source of this 2342-nucleotide messenger RNA. RefSeq lists its product as uncharacterized. Lineage: Eukaryota; Fungi; Ascomycota; Saitoellomycetes; Saitoellales; Saitoellaceae. The transcript has a single exon. The record is from RefSeq and is a predicted model, not a curated record. Bases 1 to 2265 code for a protein of 754 amino acids.
AUGGGAAAUCGCAGCUUGGCCUUGAAGCGCCUUGUCGCUUCGAAUGGUCAGGCCUCUGCGGCUUCCGCAAGAAGUCGUCGGACAGCCGCCGAUGCGAAACAGCAGGUUCGGCAGUCCAGUGCACCUUCUACACCCACCUCGGAGAACGCCUCUCGCAAGUCCUCGGUGGAUGAGACGAAUGCUGUGGUUCUGCACGAUCACGACGGCACGGACGCCAAUGACUACUCCGAUCCAACAUACAACGGUAAUUGCACUAUCAGCGUUGUCCCGAAUGCUUCAGAUGACAAUCAGAAGUUCCAUUACUCCUCUGCUUCGACGAAGCGUGAAGCUCUUCUUACGCCUCAUCCUUUCCUCGACUCGCUCGCGCUUUUGAUCCUCCUCCUACACCUUCCCGCAACCUUACUCACUACGCUCCAUCUUUUGUUCGCCUGUCUUAUGUUUGUGGCGCCCAAUGCUUCUUCUUCUGCAAGUGCCACCAGCAACUUCAUCAGCCAGGGAACAAGCGCACCGCCUUCGCUGCCCACCGUCCUCCUCGCUGACGCGUCAGUCGCUCUCAUAUCAGCAUUCCUCUUGCCUCAGGCUCGCGGUUUCAUCGUGGACUUGGCGCAAGCAGUCAUUGCAACUGCUUUGGGAGGUGGAGGAUUCAGGGCUGCUGCCAUGUGUGCGGGUGUUGUGGGCGGAGCUCGGAUUGCUAGGUCGAAGAUGCCGUACAGAAUGACCACCAUUAUCCAGCCCACGGACAGCGCUCUGGGAUGGCUAAUGAGUACUACUCCAUUUGAUGCUCCAGGCAUGCGUCAGCAGAUUGGUGCAUUUACAUGGAUUCAGGAUGCCAUCGCGGUACAUGUGGUUGGGCAGGGAGUCAUGCGUGCUUUACGACGUUGGAUUCUUGAUGGGUCGGUUGACGCUGCAUCUACUACAUCUAAUAACGGGAAGAAGGAAAAGGACAUUGAAACGAACAAUUUGCAAGUUACCACUACAAAUUCGAAGAAGAAGAAGGGUUCGUCACUUCGGUCUAUGCCAUUGUGGAACGUUAUUGCCGGUGCUUUGGUGUUUGCUGCCAAAGAAGCCGAGUUACGACCACAAGAGAGUCCAUCAUCUAAUGAAGAGGUUGUGUGGGUCACCUCCAUCGAUUCUGGAAGUGUAUCCUUUUCUAUUUCAUUUGGCGAUCGGUACAGGGAAGAGCAUCCGCCACUUACUGUGCGUGUGAAUGGCAUUCUUUGGACUCAAACGACAUUCGAACCUUUGACUCGCACGGCUCAGAAUAUUCAUGGGGAUGAGGGCGAUGAAGGUAAUGGCGUUGAACAGGAAGAAUAUGCACAGGCUGAGAAAGACGGCUCCGUGUGGCUCAUUCGCGUCUCUGGGUUGGCGUCUGUUACGGAAUAUGAGUUUGAGAUUUCGCUCGAGGACGAUUUGAUUUGCAGAGCCAGCAUCUGUACAUCGCCUAAGCAGGCUGCUCUGGCACAGAGCCAACCUCAGGCGCCCGCCCGUCCCUUCUCACCCCUAACCACUCUAUUAUCCACUGUCGAAACUGCAAGCGCGUCUCUCCAAGAUCUCCGACAACGACUCCGUCGUGUGCGACGCGACAACUCCAAGCACCUGUCUUCCCUUCGAUCUGAGAUCGAUACCCUUCGCAACCGGGUUAGUAACGGCGAUAAGGGUGACGAGCGUGCCUGGAGACGGGUUUUGUUUUUGAGGGAGUUUGUAAGGAGAACUGAGGACGAAGCGAUUGCGAUGGAACAGGAGAAAGUUCACGUCGAAGCGGAGCAUAAGGAGGUGUCUGAGAACUGGACCAUGAAGAAAAAGGAAUGGGAAGCAGAGAUGGCGACUUUGUCAAAAGCUGAAGAGGAGGUUAAGAAUGCCCGCAUGCUUAGCCGAACCAAGCUUGAUCAGGUUGAAGGAGACAAAACCAUAAUCAUGGCACGCAAAGACAAGCUGCUUGCGAAGAAAGCUCGGCUUAACGCGGAGUUGGAGCGCUUGCAGUCAUCCGAGCGUGAUAUGAUGCAGGAGAACGGGAGGGAAAUCCGCAGGUUGGCGAGGGAGGAACGCCAACAGCGUCGUCAGGCUCUGGAGCUUGAGUUCGUCGAGGCUAUCGAUGGCAUGCAGAAGGGGGUAAUUGAUCUCCGCUCUCGCGUGACAGCGACCUGGCAACAGCUUCAGGGCUAUGGCGUGAAUGGACUCCAGUCCGACGUUGGCAUGAGUCGUCCCAUGUCGCCGCCGCUCGUUGGUGAUUCCCUUUCUCGGUUGUCCCCUGGAUUUCCGCUUUAGACUUUGGUUUUCAUUCUCUUCAAUAUCAUGUUUCUAUACUCUAGAAAGCACCUCGUUGCCCAGUCCAGCGUUCCACC